CAUUACUUCAAACUCAAACCACACAAGAAGGUUCUUAAAAAACUUGCCUAAGUCUCUCCGUCCUCCAAGUCUCCUUAACAUGGGCCGUGUGAAAUUCGACUCCAAGCCUUCUACGCCGGAGCAUCAGCUAAGGAAAAUUUUCAAGAAAUUCGUCAAUAACGAACAUCGGCUCGGCAAGCAAGAGCUAAAGGAAGCCUUUGAAUACUUAGGCUCAAUUAUCCCUGGCUUUCGAGCCAACCGCGCCCUCCAUCAUGCCGAUGCCAAUGAAGAUGGAUUCAUCGACGAAGAGGAGAUGAACGAACUAGUGAAUUACGCUAUCAGAGUUGGAUUUACUUGUAAUAAGAAAUCAAGUGGAAUCGAGGCCCUAGCGGACGAGCAGCUGAGGAAAAUUUUUAAGCGAUACGACAUCAACAAUGAUGGUCAGCUAAGCAGGGAAGUGCUAAAGAAAGCCUGUCAAUACCUUGACUCAGUUAUCCCUGGCUUUGGAGUCGACCAUGCCAAUGCCAAUGGAGAAAAUUUCAACGAGGAAGAGGGGAUGAACGAACUCGUGAAACACGCUGCGCGACUUGGAUAUACUAUAUCAGGUGGAACCGUAACAGAUGAUCAGCUGAGGAAAAUUUUCAAGCAAUACGAUGUCAAGAACGAUGGUCAGCUCAGCAGGGCAGAUAUAAAGAAAGCCUAUCAAUACCACAACAAAGAGGAGUUGAACAAACUCGUGAAAGACGCUGUGCGAGUAGGAUUUACCGUUAAGCCGUAGAAAUCCUUAAUUACGUACAAGCGGACUCACCCCACACCAGAAGGCUAAGUGGCACAUAGAAAGCUCGCUGGUGGAGAUCGUUUGUCCAGGCCUUUUCGGCAAUACAAGAGUGAGAUCUGAGAUUUUCCGCCGAGAGAAAAGCAUCAAGAUGAGUGGUUGUGGAGUAACUUGUGGUGGAAUAGGCAGAGAAAGGUGAAUUUCGUGAACUCUCAGAGCGAAUUAAUGCUAUUAAAAAUACCCAGAAGAUACGGAAGUCUGAAGCUAUGAAGCUCGUGGCAACUGCACAGGUCCGACGAGCUCAAGAGGCAGUCAUAAAUGGCACACUCAAAGUCGCGGUGAGGGUGAAUCGUUCAACACAGAUUUAUGGUUGAGGGUGGAUUGUUGACAGCGUUCCGCCUCGUCCCCCAGCCUAAGUUUCAUUUCGAGAGAGAGCGAGAGAGAGGAAAACAAAAAUUAUUUCUAUGGUUUUGCUAAUGAACAGUAAUGAGUAAUCUCGUAUUCUUAA
This is a messenger RNA of Quercus robur (English oak), 1262 nucleotides long. RefSeq lists its product as uncharacterized. The transcript is spliced from 4 exons. The record is from RefSeq and is a predicted model, not a curated record. The coding region runs from base 80 to 757 and encodes 225 amino acids. NCBI's taxonomy places the organism in Eukaryota, Viridiplantae, Streptophyta, Magnoliopsida, Fagales, Fagaceae. Gene Ontology annotation, molecular function: calcium ion binding.